GAGUGUGUUUGUGUGCAUGUGUAAAAAAACAUAGUUUCGUUUUUUUUUUUUUUUUUUUUGCAUAUACAUAUAGGUAGAUAUGGGAAUGGAUAAAUGAGUGGUAUUGUAGACGAUAACGAGCUUGGAGUUGUUAAGGGGCCAUUGUACGAACGUAGAGUAGCACAGUUAAUUGUUUUGUAUUAAAGGGAGAUAAAAUGUGGCGUCGACUAUAGCAUCGCAAAUGAUAAAAUUGCACGAAGAAAAAAGUAGAAUAAAAGAAGAGAGCAUACUUACUAACGAUGAAGCAGUCAGGAUAUCUCGGUCAAAGUAAUCUUACAAAAUCAACUGUUGUAAUCAUGUUGUUGUCGUGGGGGUUGAACCGGCACUACAAUAACAAUCAUCAUAUCAUAUCACUUGAACAGCAUAAACAUGAUUAAAGGACAUGCGCUCACUUGGCUCACUUAAACUUUAAACCCCUUAACAAUAUUGAGAAGGCAAGAGCAGAGAGUAUUAUAAUGUUGUUUGUAAACAUUGCAACAUUGUUGCAUGAACAGUGGUGAAAUGUAAUAAAGAAUGCAGCCAAGUGAAAGUAAAUAUAUUUUGCUCCCUUUCCUACAUGGAGUUAGUAAAUCGCAUUGGUGACCGCCUGCUUAUCAAACUGUUUACAGGGAUACAAUGUUAGUUAGUUUACUCUCGCUCUCGCUGGUCAUUGCGACCGAGGGUAUGCAAUUGUUUUGGGCAAAGGAUUAAUACACAGAUACCAGCAACACCAGGAAUAUAAAUGUUAAUACAAUGAAGUAUAAUGAGAUGGAAAAAUAAUAAGUUAUUAAUUAAUGUACUAUGAAAUAAAUUGCAUUUACAUACAUACUCCAGUAACAACCACCUGAAGACCAAUAACUUACAUGAUAAUGGAAAUGCUUUAUAUUGUAUAUUAAAUACAACGUUGUAGGAAAUUUUAUUGACCUCGAAAAUCAAUACCUUUAAUAUAAUUUAAAAACGCUAUAAAUAAAAAAAAAAAAAAAAAAAGAAAAGAAAAUUCAAUAAUAAUAAUAAGUAAAUUAAACAGUAAAUAAAGAAACGAAAAGUUAUAAAAAAAAAAAGCAUUUGUCUCUCAGGAUUUAUUUAAACUUGUAGAAAUGGAAAACGUUCCAAUGAAUUAAUAUAAUGUAAUAUUAAAAAAAAAAAAUAAAUAAAUAAAUAAAUACCUGACAGCUACACUUAAAGCAAAUAUAACAACAACAGCAACAGUAACGGUAAACACCUCAGAACAACAACUCAAUUUAAGCUUUUUAAAGAAAAGAAGAAAUAAUUAAAGAAAAAAAGUGUUUAUGGAUUUACCUUAAUUAGUCGUUGAGGAAAAGGUUUCAUUUGGUUAUAAUAAUAUCAAAAACUGGAAAAAGAAAGCAAGAAAAAUAUCCAAUCAAUUCAUAAAUUUAUUAAAAAAAAAGAAAAAACGAAAAAAAUUCAAUAAAAUUAAAAUAGCAAAAGUCAUGCCAACAAUUUAUCAAUAUUAAUGCAAAGUAGUUACGACGAACAUGUAUAAAAAAAACAAAAACGAAAAAGAGGAGAAAAAAAUGUAUACAAAAUACCAACAACAACAACAUCAAGAUAUCCAGAACAACUCGAAGCAUACAAAAUAUAACAAUUUGUUGACAAUGUCUUCUGUUAUACAUACAAAUGGUGGUGUCGGUGGUUGUUUAGCCAGCAGCAAAGAUAAUAUGAACUGCAGUCAUAAUAUCAACAACAAUAACAAUAAUCAAAACAGUAGUUAUAGCUGCAGUAAUAAUACAAUAACAACAACAACACCAACAACAACAACAACAGCAGCAGCAGCAUCAACAUUUACUACCUUAACACAAUGUGCCACAGCUAUCAAUAAUUGCUCUGCUACUCUCAGCAAUAACAACUCUCGACUUCCAUUUACUUCGACAAAUCUCUUUCAGUUGCUUUGCCUUGUAACUGUAUGCACGAUGUGUUACUAUAACUCGACACAAGGUGCUCUGGUUUUCGAUGAUAUUAGUGCUAUACGUGACAACAAGGAUUUGCGUCCCUCCACGCCGCUAGGGCAAAUUUUUCUCAAUGAUUUUUGGGGUACACCAAUGCGCAAGGAACAAUCUCACAAGUCCUAUCGUCCGUUAACAGUGCUAACAUUUCGUUUAAAUUACUGGCUGCACGAAUUACAACCGUAUGGCUAUCAUGUUGUCAAUGUCAUUCUGCACACGGCUGUGUGCGUACUUUGGCGUCGUGUUAGCCGGCUUCUAGUAAUGCAUUGCACGCUUUCCGAUAAAUUAGCUCAGCGUUGUUCUUUUCUUAGCUCUCUUUUAUUUGCCGUCCAUCCGAUACACACUGAGGCUGUUACUGGUGUCGUUGGACGUGCUGAAUUGUUGUCUUCGCUCUUUUUCUUAUGCGCAUUUAUUUCCUAUGUUCGCUCAGUUAACAUCGGCUUUUUUCCGUCUGUUAGCAGAAAAUCUGCACAAAAGAUUAUGAAAACUAGCUGGUUUUCAUUAUUCAUAGUUUUCGGCGGCUGUUUACUUGCUUCCAUGCUCUGUAAAGAGCAGGGCAUAACAAUUGCUGGCAUUUGCGUAGCUUAUGAACUAUUCGUUGUGCAAAGUGUAUAUCCGAUGCAAUUAUGGCAUUCAUUGCUAAAUCUCUUUGAGGAAAAACGUUUAAUCAACGGCAGUGAUAGCAGUAAUUCGUCACCGACUAAUAAAGCGAACGGCAAUCAAGACAAUUCGGGUACACCGACAACAUCUGUUGCGUCAACAGCAUUUUAUUAUCCAUCUCCUCGUGCAGCCGUAUGGUCAAGUUGCUUAUUGAAACGAUUGGGUUUUUUGAUUCUUAUUACUGUGGCUUUGCUUGUCGGUCGAGUAUACGUAAUGGGCUCUCAGUUGCCCGUAUUUACACGCUUCGAUAAUCCUGCCUCCGCUGCUGAAACACCCGUACGUCAACUUACCUUUAGCUACCUCAUCUAUUUGAAUAUCUGGCUGUUGCUAUUUCCGUGUAACUUAUGCUGUGACUGGACGAUGGGAACUGUCCCUUUGAUUGACGGCUUAAUGGAUUUGCGCAAUGUUUUCACAUUAUUGACGUUCGCCUUUUUGGCUGCUAUGGUAUUUCAUGCUUGCUUUUCGCAAAAUUUUCAACAUUCACGAAUGCUGUUAAUGUGUAUGGCUUGGUCCAUUUUACCAUUUCUGCCAGCAUCGAAUCUAUUCUUUCCGGUUGGAUUUGUUGUGGCAGAACGCAUUCUGUAUAUGCCUUCGAUGGGAUUUAGUUUGUUGGUGGCUUAUGGUUACGAACGUUUAAACCGAAAGGUUCGUGUUCAUGGCAACGUAUGGCAAAGCUUGUUAAAAGCGUCUUUAGUCGCAUUAAUUUUAUCGCACGCUGCCCGCACUCAUCAGCGAAAUGCUGACUGGAGAAAUGAGUACACAUUGUUCAUGAGCGGCGUUCAUGUUAACGAUCGCAAUGCCAAACUGUUUAAUAAUGUUGGUCAUGCUCUAGAGAAUGAAGGACGUUUCGAUGAAGCUUUGGCCUAUUUUCAACAAGCUGUUAAUAUACAACCCGAUGAUAUUGGAGCUCAUAUUAAUGUUGGACGGACUUAUAACAAUUUAAAGUAUUAUGCUAAAGCAGAGGCAGCUUAUUUAAAAGCCAAGUCAUUAUUUCCGCGCAUAAAGCCGGGUGAAAGCUAUCAGGCCCGCAUUGCCCCUAAUCAUUUGAAUGUAUUUAUUAACUUGGCUAAUUUAAUAGCACGCAAUCAGACUCGCCUUGAAGAAGCUGAUUAUUUAUAUCGACAAGCAAUUAGCAUGAGAGCUGAUUAUGUCCAGGCUUAUAUUAAUCGGGGCGAUAUUCUUAUGAAAUUAAAUAGAACAAUACAAGCUCAAGAGGUAUACGAGAAAGCCUUAUUAUAUGAUAGCGAAAACGCGGAUAUUUACUACAAUUUAGGGGUCGUCUUUUUGGAACAGGGUAAAAGUGCCCAAGCAAAUGUUUAUUUCAAUAAAGCUUUAGAAUUAUAUCCAGAACAUGAGCAAGCUUUGAUUAAUUCUGCAAUUUUGUUGCAAGAAAUUGGUGGAUCUGAAGCUCGACAGUUGUCGAGAGAGCGCCUACUCAAAGUUUUAUCGAAAAGUGGUGACAAUGAAAAAGUUUUCUUCAAUUUGGGAAUGUUGGCCAUGGACGAUAUGGAUUUUGAGGCGGCUGAACAUUAUUUUAAGAGGGCGAUACACCUUAAGGUGAAUUUUCGUAGCGCACUCUUCAAUUUAGCUUUGUUGUUAGCCGACACGAAUCGUCCAUUGGAAGCGGUACCAUUCUUAAAUGAACUCAUACGCCAUCAUUCUGACCAUGUUAAAGGUCUUCUGUUGCUGGGUGAUAUCUACAUAAAUCAUAUGAAAGAUUUGGAUGCUGCCGAAACUUGUUACCGUUCUAUACUCAAAUACGAACCACAGAAUACCCAGGGCCUCCACAAUUUAUGCGUAGUGUUUGUGGAGCGCAAACAUUUAGCCAAAGCUCAAACGUGUUUACGUUAUGCUCAUCGCUUAGCACCAAACGAAGAAUACAUUUUACGGCAUUUGCAGAUUGUCGAGACUCGUCUUCAGAAAAUUUCCAAGUUACCUGAUAACUCACCUGAGAAACUAUUAGCCUUUGUCCAUAAUCCUAGAGAAUAUCCAAUGCCAUCGCCAAUCGAUCAACAAGACCGAUUUGGAUUAUCAUCCACUUCAUUUCCUACUCUUAAUCAAUCAAAAUCACCCACCACAAUACAUAAUUCAUAGCAUUACAUUAAAUAAGUCAAACGUUACAUACACGCAUUAAAUUAGUUUUUAUUAUCCUACAAUAAUUAAUAUUCUAUUGCAUGUUCCAUCUCAUCGUCCGUAUUUAAAAAAUUGUGUGUUGUAAUGCUGUGAAAAUCUUUACUCAUCCUCGUGUUUUAGUUUACGUAGUCUAUCUCAAAAUUUCCCGGACUUGUCCGAAAAAGUUGGGGAAUAUGUUUGUGCAUGUCUAGAUGAGCAGUCGCUCAAACGUGCAGUUGUUGUUUGAUAAUCAUUCUACUAAAUGAGUAUUAUUUUAGCUUUCGAAAGGCUAUAGAAAUUAAAGGCAAGUUGGACGCUAUUUACGGAAACAUGGCAUCUUGAUUUGUCGCCCUGAAAUUUUGUCUGAUAUUUCAGCGGUGCCAGCUAUGAACUAAAACUUUGCCUAUUGACUAACAUAUCGCUCAAGUUCGUCAAAUUAUGCUGGACGAUUGUCGAGUUAAGGUUAGAGACAUAGCACAGGUAGUGGACAUAUUCAGGCAGAAGGCAAAUACAUUUUGAUUUUGUAUUUGAAUUUGGGCAAGAGAGCGUUAACGGGAUGUUGGGAUGCCAUGUUUACUCUCUACGAAACAAAAACAUCGAGUCACAAGUCGAUGGCCCGAAGGACAGAAUUGCAUAAUAAAAAUUUAGGAAAACGACUACAUUCACGACGAUAUUACCAUUUAUUGGCACUGGCUGCCUAAAAAUAUAUGUUCUACUCUUGCUAGCUGGAUGAUUUAACAAAUACGAAAUAUAAGAAAAACAGUGACUUAAUAAAUUUGUUUUUGGUCCGAUCACAAUUUCGUCAAGAUAAUCUCUUCGAACGAAAGCCAACACUUUACUUCAUUUUUGUUUUCAGCACUUGAAGCAUAUCGUCCAUUUUUGUCUCGUGAGUGCUUCGCCUGUUCAGCCUAUUCUAUGCAUUGUUCGAGGCUCAAAACACACUUUGUUUGUAAAUUGUGCACGUUGGUCUAGUUAUUCAUAGUUCUAUUGUAAAUGAGAGGACAUUAAUUGAUGAAGGAAAGUGAGUGGAGUAAGUUAAUGUUUGAUAGAUAUUAUUCUUCAUUGUGUUUCGAUUUACUUGUGACUAAUAAGGUUUCAAUGAAAAGAACACAGCAAAGGCUUAGUUAAAAAGUUUUCGGAACGUAAAUGUGACAUCAAUUUUUUGGCAUGUUUUCCCAACAGUUGUUCUCCAUUCGAUAAAUUUGUUGCAUGAUUAGAUUUGUUGGAACCCCUGAAAAUAUUCAUGUAUAGCCCCUAGUUACACCCUACGCGAAUAUAUGCGACAUUCAAAAGAAUUUCAGAUAGAUUUGCUUCCUAAUACAAAAAUCGAUUCGAAAAAACAUUUUGUUGAAUUGAUUUCAGUCUGUUUUAAGUCAUAAGCAACUUCCUAUGUUCGUAUUUACCCACUAUAAGUCACCGAAACAAAUGAGUUUUUCUGUUCACUAUAUAAAUGGAAUCCUCAGUUAAUCUUCGAUCGAAUGUUUUAUGUGGUGCCUGUUACAUUCAGCUGUUUUUCUUAAACUCUGAAAUAGAGAGACAAAAAAUGCAUAUGCAGCAUCUAAUGUUUUGGGAAUUUAAAUGGAAGGCAAUACCGCUAAGGCGAGAACUGAAAAAAUAUGUAGAGUAUAAAAAGUUAUCGCAAUACUGAUGGCAACAAGAAAUUAUGUUUGAUGUUCUAUAAAGAAGUUGGACCAAGUAUUGUAAUGUAUUUGCUGGCCGCCGGUAAGGCUGUUUUGAGAAGUGCUUGUUAAGUAAAAUAUGCGCUCAGCGACAAUUAAAAGCCUAGGAAGGAUCGGUUAAUGAGCUGAAUAUCUAUUGAAAUGAUUUUUACAGCAUUAUAAAAUUUUAUUGUUCACUAAAUAAAACCUUAGAUUUGUUUCGCUCUCAAUGAUAUAUAUACAUAUAUAUAUAUAUAUAUAUAUAUAAAUGUACUUACUUGCCCAUC
This is a messenger RNA of Glossina fuscipes, 6699 nucleotides long. It is a transcript of the gene Tmtc3, whose product is annotated as protein O-mannosyl-transferase Tmtc3. Gene Ontology annotation, molecular function: mannosyltransferase activity; protein binding. The transcript is spliced from 3 exons. Gene Ontology annotation, biological process: protein O-linked glycosylation via mannose. Bases 1515 to 4736 code for a protein of 1073 amino acids. The record is from RefSeq and is a predicted model, not a curated record. Gene Ontology annotation, cellular component: endoplasmic reticulum. NCBI's taxonomy places the organism in Eukaryota, Metazoa, Arthropoda, Insecta, Diptera, Glossinidae.